Messenger RNA from Trypanosoma grayi, 750 nucleotides. RefSeq lists its product as hypothetical. The record is from RefSeq and is a predicted model, not a curated record. Bases 1 to 750 code for a protein of 249 amino acids. The transcript has a single exon. NCBI's taxonomy places the organism in Eukaryota, Euglenozoa, Kinetoplastea, Trypanosomatida, Trypanosomatidae.
AUGAGGCGGUGCGUCGUGGCGAGAUGUGCGGGGCAGAUGGCCGUGCUUCUGCGCGAGAUCAUUGAGCGAGCCCCAUCCUCUGGCAUUUCUCUAGAUGAUGUCGAAGUGGAGCUUGGGGGGCGUAUGCAGGCAGCCGCGACGACAGAGACAGAGACGGAGACGAGGAAGCCGCCGCUUCCUCACUCGUGGAGGGAGGCAUUGCCGGAGGUGAACGACGUGCACUACGUGUGUGGCACCACGCUGUACCCGUGCAACUGGGAAGAGACAAUGCGCGGCAUCGCAGCGGACAUGCCGCGCGAGGGGGUGACGGAGAAGGAGCUUCUGAAACGCAUUGUCGGGGUUGAGGCGCGCUUUUCGCCGCGUAGCGUCUCCCUCGGUGAGCCAAUGUGUAGGUGGGUGCGGCGCCGCUUUCCGCAAAUUUUGAACGUGUCACGCUCGGCGGUGGACGGCACGCCAAUUUACCGCGUCGUGGAGGAGCCGCUGCCCCCAGAGGCGGAGUCCAUCACGCGAGCGCUGCAGCUGCUGGGCCGUGGGAAGCUGCCGGUAUACACCGACGUGGGCCUAAUAGCCUCACUGCUGCCGGCCUCCAUGUGCCCAGGGAAGGGGAAUUGGAUGCGGCUCCUCGAGCGUGAAGAAGUGCGGCAGCACUUUGACGUGGACGUGAAUGUGUCUGUGCGUCUCUCACCUGAACGCGCCCCUGUCGUUGUGUGCGUGGAUGCCNAGUGCGGCAGCACUUUGACGUGGACGUGA